AUCACCACCCACUCAUCCGAAGUCUGUUCAUAAAUAAGAAAUGAACCCACCAAGCCUUCCUCCAUUUUCUUUCUCGAUGAACCAUCCUCCGCCUGAGCCACCUUCCCGAUCCUCCAGUGGCUCAAGCACGAGCUACAUAGAUGCACCUCCCCCUUCCUUCACGCUCUCUGACUACCAACUUGGUGGCUACACUUAUCAGAAGCGGAACACCAUUGAAAACGUGCUUCCACCAUACUCUCGCGAGCAGGCAUCACCGAUCGAAAAGGACGACAGGGAGGAGGGGUAUGAUCCAUACGACAGGAGGUCCUCAUACUCUGACUCACGAGGGUGCGAUCCCGUGGCCACCCCAUCCACAUCCCUCGACCUCGCCAACGCUCUAGGGCCCGACAACAGCCCCCACACAACCGAGAUCGACAGCAUGCCCUGCGCAGGCGUGCGUAUCCCAACGGGACCACUCAAAGGCCUGCUAGCAUGGCGGCUCGUCGUCGGCGUGCCCAAAUUCAAACGUCGUCCAAACCAAAAACACGGCGAAAGGGAGGUGGACAUGUUCCCUGGCCCGUCGAGGCCGAGGCAGAGUUUGGAUGAGUCCAGGUCCAGGUCCCCAUCGAGACCACCCCCACCGCGGAUGUCGACCCCCUCGCUCUCGGAGUUAAGUUCUGCGAACAGAGGCUUCUUGGCACCUGGGCUCGUUAAUGGCUACAACUCAAAAUCGAGCUCGGCGUUAUCACUUCCGACGAACACGCCUUCCUUCCCUCCUUUGACUGAUCAUCACCAGCAGCCCACGUCAACACAGCAAACGCAGGAACCAACUGACGCAUAUACCCACCGUGGUCCUGAUACCACAUUCAUACCAGACCCUAUACCCACUUACCGAUCACACCUCCACCCCCGCGAACGUCGACCCAGGCAGCUCGAACACCCCCAUCCCCAACCGCACACAGACCACGGUUCGGUCGUUACAAACUUCAUUCUCGACACCUCCCUCCCUCAAAACCUCAUCUCCCCCUCCACCCUCCUCGCACUUGGACUUCAACCUCCCCAUCCAUAUUCACAAGUACUCCCAGACGACUACACGGUUACGCUAUUGGUGCAGAACAUACCUAUAACGUUCCACGUCGCUAAGCAUGGCGAGGCGUCGCGCUUGGGCGUGAGGUUCUUGGAGGAGGCGAAUGAUUAUUACCUGUAUUAA
Messenger RNA from Laccaria bicolor S238N-H82, 1189 nucleotides. RefSeq lists its product as uncharacterized. The record is from RefSeq and is a predicted model, not a curated record. Lineage: Eukaryota; Fungi; Basidiomycota; Agaricomycetes; Agaricales; Hydnangiaceae. Bases 41 to 1189 code for a protein of 382 amino acids. The transcript has 4 exons.